Molecule: messenger RNA, 2484 nt
Organism: Daphnia magna
Lineage: Eukaryota; Metazoa; Arthropoda; Branchiopoda; Diplostraca; Daphniidae
Exons: 6
Coding region: 304-1761 (485 amino acids)
Molecular function (GO): extracellular matrix structural constituent; protein binding
Source: RefSeq, a predicted model, not a curated record
CAAAAGAAGAAAAAGGAAAAUGUACGAGCAACGUAAUAGAAGAGAACCAGAAACGUAAUUAAUUCGAGGAAAGUAGAAAAAUGCUGAUAGCGAGGUUUAAUUGAUUUCUGAAGCAGCUCGACAACGUCCUUGAGACUUGUUUUCACUAUUUGAAACAAAAACAAAAAAAAAACGCUGCAACUAAGAAGAAACGGCUCUGGUAUUUCCCAUGAAAAUGGACGUAGGACAGACCAACGCGUUAGCACAACAUCAUUUCUAGAUUUCCUCGUAUUUCAUUUUAAGCCGCUGUGCGAAGACGAAAGGAUGGGACGUGAUCUUUCCGGGACGAUUCGAUCAUUUCUUAUUAUUUUGGCGCUGUCUACUUGCUGUUUCACGACCGCUCCACCUGAUUUGCAAGCUAGAGUUGAGCAACUUGAGAAAUACUAUGUCGAAAUUAAAGAACAUUUUGAAGCCAAAAUUAUUGAUUUGGAGACGAAAGUCGUUCGCCUGGAAGCCAAAGUUGAAAAACAGGAUUCACUUUUGGCUGAUUUGAAAAAAGGACACAAACCCUUGAAAGAGAAUGUCGACAUCAACCAACAUCGUCGUCAAAACGCUACCCUUCGUACUUGCCACGAAAUCCACGUCGCAAAUCCGUCGUACCCAUCUGGUAUGUACUGGAUCGAUCCUGACGGCCAAGGCAUUGGUGAUCCACCAAUCUACGUCUAUUGCGAAAUGGAGGCAGAACAAAGUGAUGUCAAAGGUACAACAUCCAUCCUGCACGACAGCGAGUCGCAAAUGGACAUUGGAAAUUGCACCGAACCUGGAUGUUACUCGAGGCCGAUCAAAUAUUACGCAAGCGAUAGACAAAUCGAAGCGUUGAUUCAAUUGUCCACUUACUGCCAUCAAAAUAUUAUGUACCAUUGCAGAAAAACACCAUUAAACUUCGACGGGAUUGCCUAUGCUUGGUGGAACGACAAAGAUGGCGAAAGGCACGAGUUUUCUAAUCGGUCGACGACGUGCGACCAACUAGCUUACACAGAAGUCGUGGACAACGUUUCUCUGCCUAUUACGCGGAUCCAUUUUAGCAAUCCGUUUAAAGGAUUCGGCCAACACCAAGUGAGUCGGUUGCGAUGUCGUGGGAAGGCAAAGACGGAGGCGAUGCCGAGAUCGUGUGAAGAUUUGUGGCGGAUGGGCCAUAACCUCAACGGAAUCUACUCCGUCAAGGGAGCUAAACAAAUGGAAACUGUUUUCUGCCAAUUUGAUAAACGACCUAAUGAACAAGAUUUCCAGAAGAGGAUUGGCUAUCAAGACAUAAAGACACGACCAGUGUACUUCUCCGUACGGAGAUUUGAAAGGUUUUCGGAAAGGUUAAUUCCAAUUCCGUUUGAUUAUGACGUAGUCAACAUUGGAGGGGCCAUUGAUUCGCAUAGCGGCGUAUUCACAGCACCCUUUACCGGGACUUACUUCUUUUCUUUUGCUGGAAUCGCGUAUUUUCCAGGAGGGGGAGGGGGAGGGAGCGUAUUUACGUUUCUUUAUAGUAGAGGAGUAGAGGAGAAAAUAAUAUCACAUUAUACCUUGAACAACUAUUUAAAUCUUAAAAUAAUAUCACAUUAUACCUUGAACAAUUCAAAUCUUGAAAAUCUAAGUCCAAUUACCGUUCAAAGUACUCUACGUUUGCAAGCCGGAGAUAAAGUAUGGAUCAGUUUCAUUUUUCGUAAUGCGUCUCUAUUCGGAGAAAAAAAGACGAUUUUUAGCGGAUGGCUUUUAGAAGAAGAAAUCUAAGCAUCGCCAACGUUUUGCACAAGCCAGUUUGGCAGCAAAUACUACGACCAUGAAAACAAAAGGGCACCAACGAGCACAGAACGUCCUUCAAUCCGACCCCAUCAACUUAUAAAUAUGCUUCUAAAUAUGUUUUCAAUCUCACUGUUCAUUUCGUAAUGAAACAUUUUAGCGAAACCGGUUUCAGUAGCUAGUACGACAGUAGCAGGUACGGAGUCCUGAAAGCCGUAAGGCUUCGCAAAAACUACGUAUUUAACAGAGGACCUUCUUAUUUUCGUUCAUCAGUACACAGAAAUUGAACGUACGCUCUUCAAGUUAAAAAAAAAAAAAAAAAAAGUUACAUAUCGACCAUUACAACAGGAACAGGAUGAAUGUUUUUUUUUGCUAGCCAAAGACUUGCCAUUUUAUUGACAUCCCACAAUCGCCACUUCAGCCGAACAUACGGCGUCCUAAAAAAAUGCGAUUCGUUGCUAUUCAAUAGCUAUUCUAUUGAGCCGUCGGUGGUGGUGGAUCCUAUGGUGGAUUCGGCGGAAGAUAUGGUGGCGGAUACGGUGGCUGCCCCGCUUGUUAAUCUUUAACUGAAAGAAUUAUCCUUGAAUAAUUCAUCUUUGACCAACCAUGAAUGACGAAAAAUGUUGCAGAUUUUUAACGAAGAUUGUAGAUCAAUCCUAUAUUAUAUACUGUUGUAAUUGUGACCUAUCAAAUACAGUAUCAUUACUUUAAUUA